ACAAGACACUCUACUCAACAAGCUUACAAAUAUUAUGCCCAAAUUUCACUGCAAAUUUAUGAAAAAAUCAUUAAAAAAAUAGAGCUAUCUAUUUUCUUUAAUCUAUUAUUUUGUUCGUAAAUAAAAUCGAGCAUUUAGGAGAAUAUAGAAUUUGUAGCGAAGUUUUGUUUUUUAAUUUGUGAAAUUUGUAUGCUCUGCGGCGAUGCCUACGCCGGUUACUGUAGCCAGGCAAUGCCUAACGCCGGAGGCAGCAAACGCUUUGGACGAGGCCGUGGCGGUCGCGCGCCGAAGAGGCCACGGCCAAACGACGUCACUGCACGCCAUAUCCGCUCUACUCUCCAUCCCGUCCUCCGCGCUACGUGACGCCUGCGCGCGCGCCCGAAACUCCGCCUACUCGCCCCGACUGCAAUUCAAGGCUCUGGAGCUCUGCCUCAGCGUCUCCCUCGACAGGGUCUCCUCGACCCAACUCGCCGACGACCCGCCCGUUUCGAACUCGCUCAUGGCCGCCAUCAAACGGUCCCAAGCCAACCAGCGGAGGCAGCCCGAAAAUUACCACCUAUACCACCAGCUCUCGCAGCAGUCCUCGAUCUCCGCCAUUAAAGUGGAGCUCCAGCACCUGAUUCUGUCGAUUCUCGACGACCCUGUCGUCAGUCGGGUCUUCGCUGAAGCGGGGUUUCGGAGCUCGGAAAUAAAGCUUGCAAUUUUACGCCCUUUUCCUCAGAUUCUCAGAUACCCGCGCUCCAGAGGCCACCAUCCUCUGUUUCUCUGCAACUUAGCCGAGUACCCAGAUCCCGGUCGCCCGACCCGAACCGUUUUAACUGACGGGGACGAGAAUUCGAGGAGAAUAGGAGAGGUUGUCGGGAGAAACAGAGUGCGGAAUCCUCUGCUUGUGGGCAUAUUCGCUCACGACGCCCUCAAGAGCUUCGUGGAGUCUCUGGAGAAAAGAGACGGCGGCGUUUUGCCGGCGGACCUGUCUGGGUUGUCUGUAAUUUCAGUGGAAAACGAUGUCUCAAAGUUUAUCACCGCGGAUAGCGACGAAGGGUCGGUGAAUUUGAGGUUCGGGGAGGUGGGUCGGGUCGCAGAGCAGAGUUUGGGGCCUGGGAUUGUUCUGAACAUUGGGGACUUGAAGGCGUUUGUGGCUGAGAACGCGGUGGCUGACUCAGUGAGUCACGUGGUGACCGAGUUGACAAGGCUGCUGGAACUUCAGCGCGGGAAAAUUUGGUUGAUUGGUGCAACGGCUAGCUAUGGAAGUUACUUAAAGUUCGUGGAGAGGUUUCCAUCUGUGGAAAAAGACUGGGACUUGCAGCUUCUGCCCAUCAAUUCUCUCAGAGGUGCUUCCAUGGCUGAAUCAUAUCCCAGGUCCAGCUUGAUGGAGUCGUUUGUUCCAUUUGGUGGAUUGUUUUCAGCACCUUCUGAGCUAAAGCUCCCAAUAAGUUGCUCGUAUCAAUGGUUUCCCCGCAAUCAUCAGGGCAAUGAAAAAAGUGAGCAAGAAGCGUAUUCUGUUCCGAUGGGAGGUAUUACAGCUUCAGUGGCAGGUCAGCCCCCAGCUAGUUUGCCUUCUUGGUUGCAGAUGGCUCCUCUUGGCACAAACAAGGGAUUGGAUAUGAAGACCAAAGACGAUGGUGUGUUAUUGAGUGCCAAAGUUUCAGGAUUGCAAAAGAAAUGGGAUGAUAAAUGCCAACAUCUUCAUGACUCUCGUCCCCUGCCCGAAGCAAACUUCUUUCCAACUAUAGUAGGAUUUCAGUCUCCUGAAGACAAGAGGUGCAAUCACGACAACACCAUCAAUAUAUCUUCACGUAAAAUUGAGUGCAAGAAUGCAGACUCAUGCAUGGCCGCAGAUGUGCAAACACAAUCAAGCCUUCCUCCAAAGGCUAAGAAUGACAGUUUCUCUUCCGAAGUCUGGGAAAAAACUUCAAAAGAUGAAGAUCUUGAGUCGGCUGGCCUCAGGUCACCCUGCUUGUCCAACUCUAGUGUGGUUGAUGGAACAUCUGCCACAUCAACCACUUCCGUCACCACAGAUUUAGGGUUAGGAAUAUGCUCUUCUCCUGCUAGUAAUACACCGAAUAAACCGCCAGAUCUGAAUCAAGCACUUCAACAGGACAUCUCGGGUUGCUUUUCCUCUAAUAUUGAUUUAGUCAAUGGGAAUCUCUAUUAUACUCGAUCAUCAUCUUGCUCGAAUCCUGACAACCAUGGGCAGUUUGAUCCAAGUGAUGUCAAGAUGCUUUUUAGAGCUCUCUUUGAAAGGGUUGGCUGGCAAACUGAUGCUGUAAGUGUAAUUAGCAAAAGGAUAGCUAACUGCCGAUCUAGAAGUGAAAAAUUCUGUGGAGCAAGUAACAGAAGGGAUGUAUGGUUCAACUUUACAGGACCUGAUAGGUAUGGUAAAAAGAAAAUUGCCAUUGCCCUUGCUGAGGUCUUAUACGGAAACCAGGAACAAUUGAUCUGUGCGGAUCUAAAUUCUCAGGAUAGAAUGAUCCCUUCAGACACAAAUCUUGAUUGUCCAGUGGUGAAUGGUUAUGACGUCAGGUUUAGAGGUAAGACAGUUAUUGAUUAUGUUGCCGGAGAAUUGUGCAAGAAACCCUUGUCCAUUGUCUUCUUAGAAAAUGUAGACAAGGCUGAUGUGGUGACUCAAAAUUGUUUGUCCCAGGCUUUAUUGACUGGUAAAUUUUCCGAUUCCCAUGGAAGACAAGUAAGCACCAAUAAUGCGAUAUUUGUUACAACUUCGACUUUCUCAAAGGGAUGCAAUAUUCUUACUUCCACGAAGAGACCCUCCCACUAUUCCGAGGAAAGAAUCUUACAAGCGAAAGAGCAGCCUGUGCAGAUUAUUAUUGAAUGCGACUCUGAAGGCAACAACAAAAGCAAAAACUGGAAGGCAUCCACGAAUCAACAUUUUCUAAAUAAAAGGAAACUGGUUGGUGUCAAUGAACCUCUAGAGCAGCAUGAAGUCUCAGAGAUGCCCAAACGGGCUAACAAGACGUCAACUAGGUAUCUGGAUCUCAACCUUCCAUCUGAAGAAAAUGCAGUGGAAAACACAGACGAUGGGACCUAUGAAAACGACUGGCUAUCUGAAAACUCCAAGUCCUGGUUGCAUGACUUCCUUGAUCAGGUGGACGAAACAGUGGUAUUCAAGCCCGUUGAUUUUGACACACUUGCUGAGAAGAUAUCAAAGGAAAUCAAGAGUAGCUUCCACAAGUUUGUCGACUCAGAGUGCCCGCUAGAAAUCGAUCCAGAAGUCGUGGAACAACUACUUGCAGCUCUAUAUUUGUCAAACAGGUCUUGGGUGGUGGAAGAUUGGGUGGAGCAAGUACUCAGCAGGGCAUUUGCAGAAGUUAAGAAGCGACAUAACUCGAACAGAAUCACUACCGUAAAACUUAAAACUUGCGAGGGGAUUUGGUUGGAACGUCAAGCACCGCAAACUUAUGUUCUCCCUAGCAUUGUACUAAAAUGACUGCCAAGAAAUGUGUAGUAUUGGAAAUUUGUAAGUAGAUGUACAAGGAAGGUAGCAUAUGUAGCUUUGUUGUAAGCCUUGUUUAGCCUUUUGCUGCAGUUAUUUUUAGGCCAGUCUGUGCAAGUCUCGUAAUCCCAUAUGGUUUUGGUGGGCUUUUGUUCGAGCAUCAUAUAUAAUGUGUAGCAAGUGUGUUUGUAA
Pyrus x bretschneideri (Chinese white pear) is the source of this 3643-nucleotide messenger RNA. Its product is annotated as protein SMAX1-LIKE 7-like. The transcript has 3 exons. Gene Ontology annotation, molecular function: ATP binding; ATP hydrolysis activity. Bases 203 to 3445 code for a protein of 1080 amino acids. NCBI's taxonomy places the organism in Eukaryota, Viridiplantae, Streptophyta, Magnoliopsida, Rosales, Rosaceae. The record is from RefSeq and is a predicted model, not a curated record.